AUGCAGCUAGUUCGCCGGGCUGCAUCCCAGACGCUGAACUAUGCGGACACACUGCCGAAUUGCCUGCGAGCUGCCUUUCACGAUGCAGCAGAGAGGGAUGUCGGAAACGAUGCUGGCGGGGCAAAUGGAUCACUGAUGCAGGAGCUGGAUGAUCCCUUCAGCUAUCCAGACAACCUGGGCGUAGCUAUAUGCCACGCCUACAUGAAGGUGUUUGUGCCAGAGAUGCGUGCCCAGGGUUGCCCCAACCUCACCUUUGCAGACGCUAUCCAGUGGGUGGGGGGCGUGGCAGUGGAGAUGGCUGGGGGCCCGGCAGUCCCCCUGCUGCCGGGCAGGCGUGACUGCAACAACUGCUUUGACAAUUCCACUGUGCUCCCGGACGAAUGCUUCACUUUGGACGAGCUCGCAAACUUCUGGGGUGCUCGUGGGUUGUCUGAUCCUCUGAAGGCGGCAGUUGUCCUGAAUGGCGCCCACGAUUUGGGCAAUGUCCGGUCCACAGUCCCUCAUGACACAGCCUCUGGCACCGGCUUUGGAGGAGCAGGUCCGGUGUGCAUCGGCGCUCCUGGUCCAAUGACAGCACAGCCCAACCUCUUUGACGGCCAUUACUACAAAGAGUCAACAAUAAUAAUAAUAAUAAUAGUAAUAAUAAUAAUAGUAAUAAUAAUAGUAAUAAUAAUAGUAAUAAUAGUAGCACAUGUGCAGCAGCUGUACACAUUCACAGGGCGGGCAGGCUACCUCUUCAGCGAUCGUUCUCUCGUCACUCCCGCCAAUGCAACUUCACUGUACAUGAAUGACAAGGAGGCAUUCUUCAAGGACUGGACCACCUUCUACCAGGAGAUGUCCCUCAUCGGCGUCGACACCGGACCUGCAAACUUCAAUGUCCAUGACGGGUUCCUGCCAGGCGGGCCGAUUGGCAGAGUGGCUCCUAUGACGCCAGUGCCCGGCAACGGCUUUGCAGGAACUGGCGCCAAUUUCAGUGGAGCCAUCCAGCUUCCCAGAGUCCCCGGGCAAUCUGGGGGACAGGGCUCCAGGCUGGCCGUCUCAGCCAACUUCCAAGCCCCAGCAGCAGCUGGGUAA
Coccomyxa subellipsoidea C-169 is the source of this 1074-nucleotide messenger RNA. RefSeq names its product heme peroxidase. The coding region runs from base 1 to 1074 and encodes 357 amino acids. The record is from RefSeq and is a predicted model, not a curated record. The transcript has 9 exons. NCBI's taxonomy places the organism in Eukaryota, Viridiplantae, Chlorophyta, Trebouxiophyceae, Coccomyxaceae. Gene Ontology annotation, molecular function: heme binding; peroxidase activity. Gene Ontology annotation, biological process: hydrogen peroxide catabolic process; response to reactive oxygen species; cellular response to oxidative stress.